CUGUGGCCACCGGGGCAGCUCAGGUGGCAAACGCAGCCCAGAGAGGGCUGUGCCCGACCCCGACGUGCCCGGGAGGGGCUCGGGGGCCUCUGGCUUCAAGGAUGGGCUUGGGGCCACCAGGAUUUGGCAGCCGGGAUCCCACGGGGGUGAGGAGGUGCUGGCAGCGCCGAGUUCUUGCACAAAGCGUGAACCGUGAUCCCCUGGCACUGAGGACGGGAUUUCAUCACCCCCGACGCUGCCAGGAGCUCGUAUCUGAUGUCCCAGGAGAGGAUGAGUCCCCUCGGGAUGAGAGAUGAGCAGUUUUGCAAGGCCAGCUCACAGGAGAAGCUCCAAACCAGCUGGGAGCAGGAGGUUCCCAAACUCCUGAAUCUGUACACAGCCCCCGACUCGUGCGAGGGACGCUGCGGGGAGCCCCUCAAUGAGGAGGACGAGUGUCACUGUCACCCCGAGUGCCAGGCACAGCACAACUGCUGCGAGGACUACGAGAGGCACUGCGGGCCCGGUGGGGAAGGCGCCGAGGGCGGAGCUCGAGCCCGCGACGGAUUCUCCAGCAGGGGCGACUCCAUCACGGAGCAGGAGCUGCUGCAGCUCUCGGAGCAGCUCUACGCGCUGGAUCACAACAAAGCCCGGCCCAGCGACAUCGCCAUCAACCCGCAGCACCUGGCGGGCCCCGGCGACACUGGCGACAAGCAGGACCGGUCCCCGCAGCCGCUCUACAAGUACGUGAACGAGCAGCUCUUCUCCAAGCCCACCUACGCCAGCUUCAUUAAGCUGCUGGAUAAUUACCAGAGGGCCACGGGCAGGGAGGAGGAGGUGACGGCCGAGGAGCUGCGGGAGCAGGAGCGUUUCCUCGAGGAGGUGAUGAAAACGGAGCUGAUGAAGAAACUCUUUGUGUUCCUGCAGGGAAAAAACCGCUACAGCUCCGAGCAGGAGUUCCUGCAGGACCUGAAGCAGAUGUGGUUCGGCCUCUACUCCCGAGGGGACGGAGAGCGCGAUUCCAGCGGCUUCGAGCACGUGUUCUCAGGGGAGGUGAAAAAGGGAAAAGUGUCUGGAUUUCACAACUGGAUCCGCUUCUACCUCCUGGAAAAGCAGGGGGUCGUCAACUACUUCAGCCACAACUUCAACGGGCCGUGGGACACGUACCCCGACGUGCUGGGGCUGCAGUUCAGCUGGGACGGCUUCUACAAGGAGGUGGGCUCGGCCUUCAUCGGCUGCAGCCCCGAGUUCGAGUUCGGCCUCUACUCCCUCUGCUUCCUCGCGCGGCCCGGCCGGGCGUGAGUGCUGACCCCGCGUCCCUCUGUCCGUCCCGACUCCUUCUGUCCGUCCUGAGUCCUUCUCUGUCCGUCCUGAGUCCUUCUGUCUGUCCUGAGUCCUUCUGUCCGUCCUGAGUCCUUCUCUGUCCAUCCCAGAGUCCCUCUGUCCAUCCCGGGUCCUUCUGUCCAUUCUGUGUCCUUCUUCCUGCCCCGUGUCCUUCUGUCCAUCCCAUGUCCUCCUGUCCAUCCCGAGUCCUUCUGUCCAUCCCAGUGUCCCUCUGUCCAUGCCAAGUGCCUCUGUCCAUCCUGAGUCCUUCUGUCCACCCCAUGUCCUUCUG
Molecule: messenger RNA, 1591 nt
Organism: Passer montanus (Eurasian tree sparrow)
Lineage: Eukaryota; Metazoa; Chordata; Aves; Passeriformes; Passeridae
Gene: ENDOU
Product: endonuclease, poly(U) specific
Exons: 8
Coding region: 256-1278 (340 amino acids)
Molecular function (GO): RNA endonuclease activity
Source: RefSeq, a predicted model, not a curated record